GACGACAUUUAUCCAAACUGUUAGCAGAUAUCAGCCAAACAGCUAAAAACAUGUCCCUCUUUCAAACCCUCUUUGAUCAGAGAAACUUUUUUGAUCCUUUCAAAUGGUUUCUCUCAGAAAACUCAGAUAUCCUAGGCUCUGAGAACACCAACAUGGACUGGAAAGAAACCCCACAUGCCCACAUCUUCGAAAUUGAUCUUCCGGGUCUUACAAAAGAGGAUGUGAAGCUUGAAGUUCAUGAAGGGAGAGUGCUUCAUAUAAGUGCAGAGAGGAAAGAAGAGCUAGACAAUGAGAAGACGGAGAAGUGGCACUGCAAAGAGAGAAGUAGAGGUAGCUUUAUGAGGCAGUUUCGGUUGCCUGAUAAUGCAAAAGUUGAUGAGAUUAAGGCUUCAAUGCAUGAUGGGGUACUAGUUGUGACUGUGCCUAAAGAUGAGACCAAAAAGAAGCAUAAACAACAUAAGGAGGUUGAAAUUUCUGGGGAUGAAGAAGGUAAACGACAUGCUCCAAAAGGACUUGGUCGUUUUGUGUGCUGCAAAGCUUAAAUAAGCAUGAAACUUAUUCAGUUAUUUGUAACACUUAUUUCUAUAUAGUCUUUGUGGAUUGGUGAGUGUAAUUUUCUUUUCUUUUUUAAAGAAAAAUAGA
Molecule: messenger RNA, 642 nt
Organism: Quercus lobata
Lineage: Eukaryota; Viridiplantae; Streptophyta; Magnoliopsida; Fagales; Fagaceae
Product: 18.1 kDa class I heat shock protein-like
Exons: 1
Coding region: 51-542 (163 amino acids)
Source: RefSeq, a predicted model, not a curated record